AUGGCAGAAGAAACAGGACGGGCAGCCUCGACCAGAGCAAACGAUCCACCAGGUCACGACAUCUUUUGCACUCCAGAAAACAGCGAAUUUCUCUUAAAAGUGCCAUACCAAGACCUCGAUGCUACGAGAAGAGAAAUCCGACUUCUCAAGAUUCUUCCCGACUCGGGAUCUGGCUUCAUCGAAUGCGAAUUGCUACCCAGCAUAAGCCUCCACCGUGUGUACAAGCAAUAUCGUGCCCUCUCUUAUUGUGCAGGCGAUGCACGUAAUACGAAGCCCAUUCUCGUCAACGGGGCAAGAUGUAACGUCUUUGCCAACCUUCACCAUGCACUGACGGUAGUUCGUCACCACUGGAAGACACAAGGAUAUCGAGAAGAUCUGCUCUUAUGGGUGGAUCAAAUAUGCAUCAAUCAGGCCAAUCUCACAGAGAGAUCUCAUCAGGUCGGAUUCAUGAGAGACAUCUAUCACGGCGCAAAGCAGACGUUCAUCUGUCUUUCUACUACAAAUACAGAAGGACUAGGGCUGAAGUGGUUUGCGGAGUUGUGGCAGGCUCUAGUUGAGGACUAUUAUCAGAAGUUCGUCGAAGAGGCUGGCGUAGUGCUUAACGACGCUUGGUAUACUGAUGCCCGCGGUGAAACAAUCUCGGGUGAUACUACGCGAAGGUUUCUACAUGUUAAACUGGCUGAAAAGGCAUUCAUCAGUGGAUUGGCUAAGUUCUGUGACUUUCUCCAAAGUCCAUGGUGGGAAAGAGCAUGGGUCUUCCAAGAGUUUAUGAUGUCCUCACAGCCAACGUUCCUCCUUGGACAUCACGCAAUGCCUUUCAAGGACAUUGUGAGUCUGCUCCCAGAAUUAUGUACAUUGGCUGUGGAGACUCUAUCCGGACCCGACAGCACUUACAGGAGUCAACUCGUACGAGAGCUCAAGAGAAUUCACCAUCGGCCAACUCGAAUUCAGGAGACCAUCACUGUAGUGCUGAGAAUAUUUCUAGCUGGGACUGACUGGCGGAGAACUACUGAUCUCAAAUUGCUUCUCAUGUAUACCCAAAAGAGCCAGGCCUCAGAUUCUAGGGAUAAGAUUUACUCUAUGAUCGGUCUCGCUCACUCUGGCUAUGGAAUCAUUGCCAACUACGCACCCGAAAAUAAUCUACAUAAAGUUCUAGUGGAAACAACGAGACGGAUCAUAUCUUUUGAGAACAGUUUGGAAGUACUGUCAUAUCUACCUCGUGGUUCCUCGAAACUGGAACGCAAAGACAUGUUACCCUCAUGGGUGGUUGAUUGGGCUCGAGACGACCAUAUCCCCGUCGUGUGUUCGGAAAAGGGAGUCAACAGGAUCACUAUUGGAGGAUUUAUUCCGCAUCAUAUCAACGGGGGGCACGCCGAUGCUUCUUUCUGCGAAGUCUCAGACCCGAGGAACCCCCAGAAUAAAGAAACUGUCCUAGAAGUCUGGGCGGUGUUUCUGGAUCACAACUUCUCAAGCUCUCUAUUCCCUGGCCGAUACUUCGGGUCCCAAGGUUACAAGAUACGACUGGAGUCUGCGGUAGAACAUAGCCAUGAGCUAUGGGUACUAUGUGGCGCGCGGGAGCCUUUACUUCUGGAAAAGUACUCCGACGGAUACCGGGUGGUUACUCAAGUGGAAUGUGAGGAUCUGCUGGAAGAUCUGGAUGAGGGCAGACUUAGCGAGUUUGCUGAUGAGUUUGGAGACCUCGAUACCACGAGGAUGGGAAGACAACGCAUUAUAAUAUUCUGA
Messenger RNA from Fusarium sp. VM40, 1743 nucleotides. NCBI's taxonomy places the organism in Eukaryota, Fungi, Ascomycota, Sordariomycetes, Hypocreales, Nectriaceae. The record is from the annotation of a GenBank genome assembly.